AUGACGGAUCUGCUGUUCAAAGCCCAGAAGUAUAUGAAUAGGAAGGACACCCUUACGGCCAAAAGGCUAAUAGGAAAACAGAAGAAGGAAGAGACCAGUGAGUUUCAUGGUAAGAAGAAGGAUAGCAAGGACUCAUACGCAGAGCCUAAGGCCAGCAAGAGUAGUCCUGACGCCCCAAAGAGAAAGAUGAACUUCACUCCGUUAGUUAUGCCUAUGGACAAAAUCCUGAUGCAAAUAAAGGAUGUACCAAGGUUGAAAUGGCCUAAGCCAUUAAGCACGUCCUUGAGGAAGCAUGACCUAAAGAAGUACUACCAUUUUCAUAAGGAUCACGGCCAUUAUACUGAUGAGUGCCGCAAUUUGAAAAAGCAGAUAGAAGAGUUGAUCCAACAUGGAAAGAUUCAAAAGUUUGUUAACAGGGACCACCAGCCUCAAUCAAGGGCUAAGGAUAAAACCCAUGGUAAUGCAAAGGACAAUGGACGAGAUUUUCCGAAGCAAGUUGUGGGAGAGAUACGGACGAUAACAGGAAGAACCAUAUCAGAAGGGUCGUUCAAGUCUUUGAAGAAAACGUAUUACAGGCAGGACAAUAGUGUCCAUAUGAAACAUCCAUCCCUGAAGUAUCGAUGGUCAGAGAAUGAUGACAUCAAGUUUACUGAACGAGAUGUAAAUGGGAUAAAGCAACCCCAUGAUGACCCACUCAUCAUUACAUUGGGAAUAGAAGGAUUCACCACGAGGAGAGUGUUAGUUGAUAACGAAAGCUCGGCGGACAUAAUGUACAUGACGGCCUAUCAGCAGUUGAGGGUGGAUCCCAAGAAGCUCAAACCCUUUAAUUCUCCAUUGCUUAGUUUCAGUGGAGAUAGAAUUUAUACAAAGGGAAUCAUCACAUUAUCCGUCACAACUAGGGCAUACCCGGCGCAAGUGACGAUUCAAGUUUAUUUCUUGAUCGUUAAUUGCCCAUCAUCCUACAAUGUCAUUUUGGGACGACCUACUAUAAACAAGCUCAAGUUUGUGAUGUCGACUUAUUGCUUGAAAAUGAAGUUUCCAACUCCAAGCGGGGUAGGCCAAAUAUAUGGGGAUCAGCUUUUGGUCAGGGAAUGUUAUUAA
Molecule: messenger RNA, 1101 nt
Organism: Quercus lobata
Lineage: Eukaryota; Viridiplantae; Streptophyta; Magnoliopsida; Fagales; Fagaceae
Exons: 1
Coding region: 1-1101 (366 amino acids)
Source: RefSeq, a predicted model, not a curated record